AUGGAUGAAAGUGAGGCAGAAGAUGGGGAACAAGAAGCAGAAGUCGAAGAUUCUGAUGAUGAAGACAUGGACCACAACGCUGAGCACGAUGACCUUCUGGAGACGGAAGACAGUGAGGAGGAACGUGAUGAACAAGAACCAGAGGAGCGCGAGUCGGAUGAUGAAGAGUUGGAUCGCAACCAUAUCCCUGAGGACGCUGCGCAGAGAGAAGAGAGAAGGCGACGUGCGAUUCACAUUGAAGAAGAGAUCCGUGUUACUGAACAGGCAGCUCGCGAUCUUGAAGAAAUCUUGCAUCAGUUCGAGAACGAGCCCCUCUGCCCACCACGGCGUUUCAACCAAGGGCAAAUCACUAAG
Ostertagia ostertagi is the source of this 354-nucleotide messenger RNA. The record is from the annotation of a GenBank genome assembly. NCBI's taxonomy places the organism in Eukaryota, Metazoa, Nematoda, Chromadorea, Rhabditida, Trichostrongylidae.